AUGGGUGAUGCGUCUUGCCCACCAGAACUCGUUGCAGGGGUGGCACCUAUGGGAGGAGAGGAGUUGUCGUCGUCGUCCACUGUGCUGCCGAUCAGAGUCUUAACUCAUAACAUCCGCUUUGCAACCGACACGCCAGACGAAAGCGAGAAGCUGUGGCCAGACCGCUUCCCCCACCUCUCGAGCCACUUCAAGUACCACACGCGUCCGCAUUUCGCUCCCCAGUCGACGCUGGUUUGUAUGCAAGAGGUGCUCCACGGUCCGCUGUUGGACCUGCACAGUCGGACGUUUAAUACUUCGACGACAGCGGCGUCGUCACAAUCCUCGAGCGCCGACAACGACUGGACCUACGUUGGGGUCGGUCGCAACGACGGCAAAACGAAAGGGGAGUAUAGUCCCAUCUUCUUCCGCCAGUCCGCCUGGAAAUGUAUCCAUUCUGAAACAGUCUGGCUCAACGAGACGGGCGAAGUGGGCAAGAAGGGCUGGGAUGCGGACAGCGUCCGCAUUCUGACGUGCGCCGUGCUGGAAUCGGUCCUCGUCAGCAACACCACAGCCCACCACCGAGCUUCGACGACCACGACAACAUCGACACAUGCCCCACCUGCCUUGGGAGGACGAGGACAAAACCAGGUCACCCUGGCCAUGAACACCCACCUCGACCAUGAAGGCAAGAUAUCCCGGCGCGAAUCCGCCAAACUAAUCCUCCGGGUCGCCCACCGGCUGCGAUCACAGUACAGCCCGACCUUCACCUUCCUGACGGGCGACCUGAAUAGCCACCCGGACGGCGACGCGUACCAGAUCCUCAACGCGCCCGGCUCCGGCUUCGUGGACACGCGCCGCCUCGUCGGCGCCGACCACAACGCGGACGGCAAGAUCUACGCGUACGGGAACGAACUCACCUUCACGGGGUUCCCCGCCGAUCCCGCCGCCGAGGGCCGGGAACGCAUCGACUUUGUGCAUCUGGGGAUUCCUGCCGAGGCGGACCAGAGGGAACAAGAACAACAACAACGACAACGACAAUCUCACGACCAAGCCAAGGAAAUGGUGCAGGCGUACGCGGUCCUGCCAAACCGGUUCGAUGACAAGGUGUGGCUGAGCGACCACCGCGGCGUCGUCGUGGACUUGCUCGUGAAAUUCUAA
Molecule: messenger RNA, 1137 nt
Organism: Fonsecaea erecta
Lineage: Eukaryota; Fungi; Ascomycota; Eurotiomycetes; Chaetothyriales; Herpotrichiellaceae
Exons: 1
Coding region: 1-1137 (378 amino acids)
Molecular function (GO): 3'-5'-RNA exonuclease activity
Source: RefSeq, a predicted model, not a curated record